This is a messenger RNA of Diceros bicornis minor, 450 nucleotides long. RefSeq names its product shadow of prion protein (gene SPRN). Gene Ontology annotation, biological process: protein import into nucleus. The transcript has a single exon. Bases 1 to 450 code for a protein of 149 amino acids. Lineage: Eukaryota; Metazoa; Chordata; Mammalia; Perissodactyla; Rhinocerotidae. Gene Ontology annotation, cellular component: membrane; nucleus. Gene Ontology annotation, molecular function: nucleic acid binding. The record is from RefSeq and is a predicted model, not a curated record.
AUGAACUGGACGGCGGCGACGUGCUGGGCUCUGCUCCUGGCGGCCGCCUUCCUCUGCGACAGCGGCGCGGCCAAGGGCGGCCGCGGGGGGGCUCGCGGCAGCGCGCGGGGAGGGCUACGCGGGGGCGCGCGCGGGACCUCGAGGGUGCGCGUGAGGCCCGCGCCCCGGUACGCGGGCUCCUCCCUGCGUGUGGCGGCGGCGGGCGCAGCGGCCGGGGUGGCGGGGGCGGCGGGCCUGGCCGCGGGCUUGGGCUCGAAGGGGGCCGCAGGCUUGGGGGCGCGCGGCCUGGACGACGACGACGACGAGAACGGGACCCCCGGCGGCAACGGGACGGGCCGAGGCGUCCACAGCUACCGCGCGUGGACUUCGGGCGCGGGGCCCACGCAGAGCCCGCGCCUCAGCCUGCUACUGGGCGGCGCCCUGGGCGCACUGCGGCUGCUGCGGCCCUAG